Danaus chrysippus (African queen) is the source of this 819-nucleotide messenger RNA. The record is from the annotation of a GenBank genome assembly. NCBI's taxonomy places the organism in Eukaryota, Metazoa, Arthropoda, Insecta, Lepidoptera, Nymphalidae.
AUGCCCUCUCGUACUUUUAUAUCACAGGAAGAAAAUUCUAUGCCUGGAUUUAAAGCGGCUAAAGAUCGUUUGACGUUGUUAUUGGGUUCGAAUGUUGAAGGUGAUCUUAAAUUGAAACCCCUUUUAGUUUAUAGGUCUGAAAAUCCUCGAGCUCUCAAAAAUUACGUCCAGAGUACUCUUCCAGUUAUAUGGAAGGCUAAUCCAAAGGCAUGGGUUACAUCAAUACUUUUUGAAGAAUGGUUUACUAAGCAUUUUAUACCUGAAGUGAAACAGUACUGUUCAAACAAUAAUUUGGCUUAUAAAGCUUUACUUAUUUUGGACAAUGCUCCCGGUCAUCCUGUGCGUAUUGCCGAUAUUGAUCCUCAAAUCAAAGUCGUGUUCCUGCCUCCCAACACCACUUCGUUGUUACAGCCGAUGGAUCAAGGAGUUAUCGCGUCUUUUAAGGCCUAUUAUCUCAGGAGAACUUUUUCACAGGCUGUAAAGGCUAAUGAAAAUGAUGGCAUGGAGCUGAGAGAUUUUUGGAAAAGUUAUAAUAUCCUGCAAUGCGUAAAAAAUAUUGCUACUUCAUGGGAUGAGGUGACACCCAACAAUUUAAAAGGAGGGUGGAAAAAGUUAUGCCCAUUUUUUUUUGAGCCAUCUGAAAGUUCUACAUCUACAGAUCAACCAAAUGUCGAUGAGAUCACAACUGACAUUGUUCAUUUGGCUAACCGAAGCGCUAUAUUUGGAGGUGUGAAUGACGAUGAUUGUGUGUCCCAUGAUGAGAUGAAGAUUUGGACUUGUCUUUGGAGAUUUACUAAAAACUUUCAGACACUUAAUUAA